AUAAUACAAGUCGUUUUUGAAACUUCAACUUAUGGCACCAAAUUUCUGGUCAAAUUCACACUCUCCUUCUUUGUCGUCUUUCUUCUUCGAUGUUCCAUGAAUCUUUAGUUUGGUGAACGCCUUUGAUUGCUUGAUUUGAAGAAGAAGAAGAAGAAGAAGCAGCAGCAGAAGCAGCAGCGAAGAGCGUCAUGGGCGGCCGAAAGGAUCUCUUUCUGUUCACGUUCCUUGUUCCGGUGAGUUUGAUCGCCGCCGCCGCCUGGAACUCCGGCAUGGCGGCGGAAGGCAAACCUCGGAGAAUUCUCCUGGACACUGACAUGGACACCGACGAUAUCUUCGCCCUCCUCUAUCUCCUGAAGCAGAACCGAUCGCACUUCGACCUCAAGGCUGUCACGAUCAAUGCGAAUGCCUGGUCCGAUGCCGGCCACGCUGUGAAUCACGCCUACGACAUUCUUUACAUGAUGAACCGCGACGAAAUUCCGGUGGGAGUCGGCGGCGACGGCGGAAUCCUCGACGACGGCACCAUACUUCCUGAUGUCGGCGGCUACCAUCCUCUGAUCGAGCAGGGCACGUCGACUGCCAGCUACUGCCGGUACCGGCAAGCCAUUCCCAUAGGCGGCUCCGGCGGACGGCUAGACGUCGACACUAACUUCGGCUUCAGGAGGCGCCUUCUCCCUCAGGGUAAAAGGAGGUACGUCCCCCUGAAGCAGCCCACAGCUCAACGGGUGCUGGCCGACACAAUCUCCGCAGGGCCAACCACGUUGCUCGCGAUCGGCUCGCACACGAACAUCGCGCUGUUUCUGAUGACCCACCCUCGCUUGAAGACCAACAUCGAGCACAUCUUCAUCAUGGGCGGAGGCGUGAGGUCGAGCAACCCCACGGGAUGCUGCCCUGUCAACGGAAGCUCUUCCUGCAAGCCGAGGCAGUGCGGCGAUCACGGCAACUUGUUCACGGCAUACGCCGGCAAUCCCUACGCAGAGUCCAACAUUUUUGGAGAUCCUUUCGCUGCGUACCAGGUGUUCCAUUCUGGGAUUCCAGUAACCCUCGUGCCACUGGACGCGACCAACACGAUUCCUAUAACCGAGAACUUCUUCGAUGAAUUCGAACGCAGGCGAGGAACAUUCGAGGCGCGAUACUGCUUCGAGUCGCUGAAAAUGACUCGCGAUACGUGGUUCGAUAACCAGUUCUACACAAGCUACUUCAUGUGGGACUCGUUUGCUUCGGGCGUGGCGGUGUCGAUCAUGAGAAACGGCGACGAUUAUUAUGGAGAAAACGAGUUCGCGGAGAUGGAGUUCAUCAACAUGACGGUGGUCACUUCAAACGAGCCUUACGGCGUGCACGACGGCUCGAACCCCUUCUUCGACGGACGUAGCGUUCCCAAGUUCAAUCUGCAGAAACUGGGAGUGCAUAGUGGCCAUGUUCAAACCGGAAUUGACGAUCCAUUUUGCCUCCCUAAGGACGGUGGCAGAGGAAGAUGUGAGGAUGGAUACACCAAGGAGGUAACCGGCCCUGAAUCUGUUCGAGUGCUGGUCGCGGAGAGAGCGAAACCUAAUCAAGAUGUUCGUAGUCCACUGAACAGAGAGUUCUUCGGGAGCUUCUUGGAUGUUCUCAAUUUCCACCGCCAUUCAGGUCGAUUCAACUGGUCGACGCAGUUUCCUUAUUACAGAGAAACUCUGUACAAGCCGAAUUUUGCAGGCCGGAGCAGGGGAAGGCCUGUGGUAUUCGACAUGGACAUGAGUGCCGGAGACUUUCUUGCCCUGUUCUAUCUGCUCAAGGCGCCUCGUGAGACGAUCGACCUCAAGGGAAUCUUAGUGAACGGCAAUGGCUGGGCCAAUGCCGCGACGAUCGACGUCAUCUACGACGUUCUUCACAUGAUGGGCCGCGACGACAUUCCGGUGGGUCUGGGAAGUGUCACCGCUCUAGGCACUCCGAGCCUCGGCUGCAAGUUCGCACAGGCCAUUCCGCACGGCAGCGGCGGAUUCAUCGACUCCGACACGCUGUUCGGACUGGCGCGUGCAUUGCCCAGGAGUCCCCGAAGGUACACGGCUGAAAACUCCGUCGAGUUUGGAGCUCCAAGAGACACCGAUCGACCUUCGCUCCGGCAGCCUCUAGCUCUGGAAGUUUGGCGGUCCGUUUCAGAAGCAUCGAGUCCGAGGAACAAGAUCAGUGUGCUGACGAAUGGACCUCUUACCAACUUAGCCAGCAUCAUUGCAUGGGACAAAAAUGCAGCUAAAAUCAUAGAGCGUGUCUACAUAGUCGGAGGACAAGUCAGUAGUGGGGGUGUGAAGAAUGAGACUGGAAAUGUCUUCACCGUGCCCACAAACAAAUUUGCAGAGUUCAACAUGUUCCUCGAUCCUUCAGCAGCGAAGCAGGUGUUCCGGUCCGACCUGUCGAUCACUCUUCUUCCUCUCAGCGCUCAGCGGAAGGUGGCCUCCUUUAAGAGGAUCCUGGAAACACUGAGACUUGCAGAAAAGACUCCUGAAUCCAAUUUCGUGCGUCGGUUGCUAUCGUUGCUCCACAAAUUACGACAGGAUGAAUCAAAACUUUACCAUCAUGUGGACAUGUUUUUGGGGGAACUCAUUGGAGCUGUUUUCUUGGUCGAUCAUUCUAAGCUAAAUCCAGUGAUAGAAACAAAGCCUAUUAAAAUCUUAACCGGAAGCAUGAGCGAGGACGGGCAGAUUAGAGUGGACGAGAGACAUGGAAAGCCAGUUGACAUAGUAGAUGAUCUCGACAGCGAAGCAUACUACAAUGUGUUUGCGAGUUUGUUGGGUGACAAGAAGCAGUCUGCAGUUAUUGGGAGCUAUGAGGAACAGAAGAAGCUGUGGAACACUCCUCCUCAGUAAAGAAGUGAUUUUUUUUUUUCUGAAUUCCAACUUAAUUGUACGAGAGAUCUUCAUAGCUAUUUAUCUCUGAAGAUAAUUACUCAUUUCCUUACAUGUAAAGCAAACAAUCUCGUGUAAUGUAAUGUAGCUGUGGCCGUAGGUGAAUAUUCUUUUUGUAUACUGUUCGUUUGUGUCUGUGUAUGAAUAUCGAGACAUUUUAAAAAA
Messenger RNA from Zingiber officinale, 3044 nucleotides. RefSeq names its product pyrimidine-specific ribonucleoside hydrolase RihA-like. The transcript is spliced from 10 exons. The record is from RefSeq and is a predicted model, not a curated record. Bases 189 to 2840 code for a protein of 883 amino acids. Lineage: Eukaryota; Viridiplantae; Streptophyta; Magnoliopsida; Zingiberales; Zingiberaceae. Gene Ontology annotation, molecular function: hydrolase activity, hydrolyzing N-glycosyl compounds.